Molecule: messenger RNA, 1692 nt
Organism: Leguminivora glycinivorella
Lineage: Eukaryota; Metazoa; Arthropoda; Insecta; Lepidoptera; Tortricidae
Product: zinc finger protein 528-like
Exons: 11
Coding region: 103-1668 (521 amino acids)
Biological process (GO): regulation of transcription by RNA polymerase II
Cellular component (GO): nucleus
Molecular function (GO): DNA-binding transcription factor activity, RNA polymerase II-specific; RNA polymerase II transcription regulatory region sequence-specific DNA binding
Source: RefSeq, a predicted model, not a curated record
GCUGACAGCUCUAUAAAUUCUCAGGCUGCUCUCGGAGUUUCCAAAAUCUUGCUGUGCUCGGAUUGCCAGGAGAAGCUUCGGUUUGUACAAGAUUUCCAGCAGAUGGCACUGAAUGGCCUCGCUGUUCUCAAGUCUGCACUUUCUAAAGUAGAUGACGCACCAUGUUCAGUCAUUCAGGAUCAUAAGAAAAAGACGCUAAUACAAAUGGAAGGUAGUGAGCAACUGGUAAAUCCAAUAUCUGUAGUGCAAACAGUUAUUAAGGAACCGAAAAUUGAAGAACAGGACAGUGUAGAAUCUUCUGACCCACCCACACACCCCAACCUUAUUGCAAAUGACGAUAUCAAAGCAGAAAAAUCACUGGAAAAUUUAGACAAUGAAUUAGUAGUUGAAAUAAUGCCCGAAACAGAAUCUGAACCCAAAAUAGAGUUGAAAUCGGAGCAUUACGAAUUUGACUCAGAAUCUGAAUUUGAUAACGCUGCUUUAAAUACUGCUAAAGAGUCAAAACUCAAAACGGAGGCAGAAAAAGAAUUAACUAGAUUACAUAAUAUUGGAUUAAUCACACAACUCAGGAGCACGUUGCAAAGUAACCAUGUUAUUAAGCCCCUCAGAAAUAAGCAAGCAAUAUUGAAAAAAGCACACAUACCACCGAAAGAGCCGAAAGCAGCAAAAGUUGGUAUAAUAGCUCGUUCAUACGCUGCCAAGUUAGCUAAAGCAGCUUUAAUAAAACAAAAUAAAGCUGUUAGAGACAAUGAAGCUACUAAAAAAGCUAAAGAAACAAGUGAAGUUAAAGAAGAAACUGUUGAUUUAGAAGAUAAUAAUGAUGAAAAUGCUGGGACUAGUGAAAUGGAAAAUGUUGAAGCGAACACUACAGAUGUUGUACCAGAUAAGAAAAGUGAUUAUAAGAAUUCGCGUCGCGUCCAGUGUACCAUGUGUGAUAAAGUGCUCUGCCACGCCCGAAGUCUACGCGCACAUUUCCAUCUUUGGCACGGAGAAAAUAAUCCGGUCAAGUGCGAGUUUUGCGAGAAACAGGUCAAAAACGCGGGUUUGCUCGAGUUUCACACUUGCCCAAAGAAAAAGGCCCAACAACAGGCUGCCCCUAAGACGAAGCCCGUGUGGUACUGCCAAGAGUGCUCAUUACACUUUCCGAACCGACCGCAGUAUAAGAAGCAUCUACUAGGUCUCAAACACACGCCGAGGGAACAGUAUAAAUUUGAAUGUGAGGUGUGCAACAAAAGGUUCCUCCAAAAGCGAUGGCUGGACGAUCACAUGGACGGAAUACACUUAGGAUUGAAAAAAUAUUCGUGCGACAGAUGUGACUCGUCGUACGGGUCAUUCUCGUCGCUGCGACGGCACAUCGCUCGCGACCACGAGAAGCAGGUCACGCCGAAACAGACACACAUCUGCGAUCUCUGCGGACAAGUCUUCACGGUAAAGAAGUCAUUAGACGAGCACCUGUUAUCCCACUACGGGAUUCGACCCUACACCUGCAGUACGUGCUCCGCCACUUUUACCUACCGCGCCGCUUUAUACACCCACACACGACUCAAACACAGAGGGGGGAAGAGGGAGAGAGAAAUACAAAAGUUGGGGAGAGAUGAUGAUGAAGAAAUGGAUGAAAUACUAGAGAGUGAUGAAAUUGAUGAAAGUCCUGAGUACUUGGAGUUUUGAGUUCGUAAUAAAUAAAUUCCUAUG